AUGGGGGCGAAGCAGAGCUCCCCGAUCCCGGGCUCCGUUCCCCGGAGUCUCCUCCGAUGACUCGGCCGUCCCCCCCGCCUCCCACUACAGCGCCAUGGGGCUCCGCAGCCGCUCCGUCAGCUCCGUGUCCGGCCUGGAGCCCCCCCACCCCCCUGCCGCCGCCGGGACCCUCUACCGAGCCGAACCGGACCGAGGAGGGGGGGGGAGGGGGGAGCUCCGGGGACGCCGAACAGCACCGCUACCCCCUCCACAUCGCCCCCCGACUCAUCGCCGCGCACAGCGGCUUCCGAUGUCCGAUAUGUUCCAAGGCCGUGGCGUCCGAUGAGAUGGAGAUGCACUUUAUUAUGUGUCUAAGCAAACCUCGGCUGUCCUACAACGACGACGUGCUGACGCGGGACGCGGGCGAAUGUGUCAUCUGCCUGGAGGAACUCUCACAAGGGGACACGAUAGCCAGACUGCCCUGCCUCUGCAUUUACCACAAAAGCUGUAUAGAUUCCUGGUUUGAAGUGAACAGAUGCUGUCCGGAGCACCCUUCUGAUUGA
Staurois parvus is the source of this 542-nucleotide messenger RNA. NCBI's taxonomy places the organism in Eukaryota, Metazoa, Chordata, Amphibia, Anura, Ranidae. The record is from the annotation of a GenBank genome assembly.